AUGUUCUUGAAUCAGUACUAUAUACGUCGGUAUAAACAUCUGAAAACGAUCAUUGCUCUGAUCGGGGCAGUUGUAAUCGUUUCAUUUCUCAACACUAACUUUUAUACGAAACAAUUGUCAUGUGAUAGAGCAAGUAUCGAAACUGUAUCUCCAGACGUUGCCUACGAGUUAAUCAAUGAGGAAGACGAGAGUGUUGCACUGGAUGCUUACUCGUUAUGGUGUCUUCACAUGGCGCACCGGUUCGAUAGUGACCGACAACUCUACAGAACACCAGUUCUUCACGCACCGUCCGUCGAUCCAACCAGACUCCAGCGUUUACCUUAUUACUAUACACAUUGGAAAUCGACUCCACUGUUAUCUCGUCGUUUAACGAAAUGUGAACAUAGUAUUCUUAUGCGUUUAUUUAUGGUGGCUGAUCGGAUCUGCCGGAAGAAUAAAAUCGAAUAUAUGAUAUCGGAUGGUACCUUAUUAGGAUCGUUAAGACACCAUGAUAUAACUCCAUGGGAUACCGAUGCUGACAUGAUGAUAGCCGAUGAAGGCAAAGAUCGUUUUCUCGACCAAGUCAAUCAAAUGAAUGAAACCAUCGUUCUUCAUCGUGUUCUAGGUAGUAGACAUUACAAGAAAGAAUAUUAUAAAAUUUUCUUUCGAAGCACACCAUCGGCAGGAGGUUAUUCAUGGAAUUUUCCGUUUAUUGAUAUCUAUGUUUAUCUAAAAAAUGAAACGCAUGUGUGGUCAAUGGGGUAUCCAGAAUACGGUCAAGAUAUCAAGUAUUACUAUCCAAUAGUGAUGCGACCAUUAGGCGAAUUAUGGUUGCCUGCGCCGAGACAACCUCAAAAAUUAUUCGAAUUUGAUCCGUUUGAUGAAUGCAAGACGCAUUGGUGGAAUCAUAGAAACGAAACCGGUGAUUAUGUGAAUUCGCAGAAAUGCGCUGAUUUAAAAGACUUUUACCCGUUUGUUGAACGGAAUAAUCAAUCAAAUUCGACGACUGAAGUCUUAAAAAUAAACAAUACUAUCAUACAUACAAUUUCAUAUGAUUGA
This is a messenger RNA of Adineta ricciae, 1038 nucleotides long. The record is from the annotation of a GenBank genome assembly. Lineage: Eukaryota; Metazoa; Rotifera; Eurotatoria; Adinetida; Adinetidae.